Molecule: messenger RNA, 606 nt
Organism: Ruditapes philippinarum (Manila clam)
Lineage: Eukaryota; Metazoa; Mollusca; Bivalvia; Venerida; Veneridae
Product: unconventional myosin-Vb-like
Exons: 4
Biological process (GO): actin filament organization; vesicle transport along actin filament
Cellular component (GO): actin cytoskeleton; myosin complex; vesicle
Molecular function (GO): ATP binding; actin filament binding; microfilament motor activity
Source: RefSeq, a predicted model, not a curated record
AUGUCCGGUUGAUUUAAUGAAUGUACCAGCGGCGGAGUAUAUCCUAGGUGGUGCGACUACGUGGUGCAACUACGGACUACCUCGUAGUGUUGUAUUUAUUUUAGUUAAUCAGAGUGUUUACUUAUUGAUACAGAUAAGAAAAGGAAUUGUUCUUGUAGCUAUUAACCCAUAUGAGCAGCUAGAUAUAUACAAUAAUGACAUCAUACAAGCAUACAGCGGUCAGGACAUGGGUGCCAUGGAUCCACACAUCUACGCAGUGGCAGAGGAGGCGUACAAAAGAAUGUCCAGGUUUGAGCAAAACCAGUCUAUCAUUGUCAGUGGGGAAUCUGGUGCGGGGAAAACUGUCUCCGCCAAGUAUGCCAUGAGAUAUUUCGCUAUGGUCGGUGGUUCACAGGCUGAAACCCAAGUUGAAAAGAAAGUACUGGCAUCCAAUCCUAUCAUGGAGGCUAUAGGGAAUGCCAAGACGACUAGAAAUGACAAUAGUAGUAGGUUUGGCAAGUAUAUAGAGAUCAGCUUUAGUAAAAGCAAUGAGAUUGUCGGGGCACAUAUGAGAACAUAUCUACUAGAAAAAUCCAGGUACGUAUAUGCAAAUAUUUGGGUUCAGAG